AUGUAUCCUAUAUCCCUAGCUAGUGAAAGAUAUGGAGAGACCCUUACAAGAAAAGCUUGGGUCUACAGUAGUCCCGGAGAACCACAGAAAGUUCUUAGGCUUGUCAAUGGGUUUCCCGGUUUUAGAAAUGAAUAUCUAAAACCUGACGAUGUUAUUGUCGAUGUCGUGGCUGUGAGCGUUAAUCCGGUUGAUUACAAACUUAUGCGAACAUACCAAUUAGUACAUAAGGCAAUGCAAAAACCGCCUGUCAUUCCUGGCUUCGACUUUGCUGGAAAGGUCGUUAGUACAGGCACCAGCGUUACCGGCUUGAAAGUAGGCGAUCGUGUUUGGGGGAAACAGUCCUUAGCCCUCCAAAAGAAUAGAGGAGGAACACUCACGAAUCAAGUUCUUACUGGUGUUAAUUGUUUACAUACUAUACCUGAUUCCAUUAGCUUCAAUGAUGCUGCCGCUUUUGGCACUGCCGGUCUCACUGCUUGGGAGGGCUUGGUCGAACACAUGCACGUUAAACCUGGACAAAAGGUAGUCAUUCUUGGAGGUAGUGGUGGUGUCGGAACUUUUGCUAUUCAAAUUGCAAAAGCCCUCGGCGUGGAAGUAACCAGCAUUAGCUCAACAACAAAUUUACAAUUGUGCAAGUCUUUAGGAGCUACUCAUGCGAUUGAUUACAAGGUCGACGACGUUGUUGCCAGGCUGGCUGAGACCGGUCCCUACGAUUACGUUUUUGACCUGAUUAAUGACAAUGGUCUGUACAACGCAGCCUCCAAAUUUUUGAAGCACGGAGGGGCUUUUUACGGUAUCGCAAGUGAUAUUUCUCUGGGAUAUAUGGGUAGUGUUAUAUCCCGCAAACUAAGACCUAAAUUAUUUGGCGGUAGCUCCCAUGCUUACCAUGAUUUUCUUGAGCAAGCGAAGCCGGAAACAAUUAAAGCGUUUUCUGGUUUUAUCGCUACAAAUAAAAUAGAGACCGUUAUUGAUAGCGUUUACAGUUUCGACCAUGCUCUUGAUGCCUUCGAACGCGUGGCUAGUCACCGCUCCCAAGGAAACGUAAUUGUCACGGUCGGUUAA
Schizosaccharomyces osmophilus is the source of this 1059-nucleotide messenger RNA. Its product is annotated as trans-2-enoyl-CoA reductase. Gene Ontology annotation, molecular function: oxidoreductase activity. The coding region runs from base 1 to 1059 and encodes 352 amino acids. The record is from RefSeq and is a predicted model, not a curated record. Lineage: Eukaryota; Fungi; Ascomycota; Schizosaccharomycetes; Schizosaccharomycetales; Schizosaccharomycetaceae. The transcript is spliced from 2 exons. Gene Ontology annotation, cellular component: mitochondrion.